GAGAUCUGGAUCUCCAAGGCUGGCUCCUGCCGAAUAGAGAUCUUGACUUUGAUAAACGAUAAAUUACCUGACGCUGAGAGCCUCGAUCCAAGCAUCAUGAGUGCCAUUGCAAACCUUGCCUCCGAUUGCCCGGUUUGGAAACACACAGGACUCGACCUUCGGACAAACCAUGCCUCCCACGCUCAACCACGUCAGGGCCAUGCCCACGCUUCAUACUUCCUUCGUCAUCCCGACCUAUCAUCCGAGAUGAUAGCCCAUCCGAAUAUUCCAUCCGCUCAGUUCCAGGGAUUGAGAUGCGAAGCUAACUACAGCUUCAAGUCGUCAAAGAAGGGGAACCGUAUCAGGACUGGCACCCCGAAGCCACCAAUAACCGAGCCCCUGAACUCCUCCCAGGACAUGGAAUCAACGUCUCAGAACCAUACUUACUCCCUCAGAAGCAACCCUAAACGGAGUAAAAAAGCAGCAGUGGCGGCUCAAGAGGAGGUCGGCAAUACGAAUCCCCCAUCAACGUCAGAAUCGCCGUUUCCCGACUACCAACAAGAAGACAUUGAGUCGCUGGUUGCCGAGGCCAUUGCCGACAUGGCUUGCGUCUUGGACUUUGCUUUCCGGAAACUAAUCGGCGUCAGAGGGAUUUCUCCAGGGAUGAGGACUAUCAAGAAUCUGGCGUCACCUUCCCUGACUGAGAUUGCUCCCGCUGUUUGGGACCUUCAGUAUCUUCAGACAAUGUCUGUCCACGCACAAAUCAUCCCGUCGAUCGCUACUGGAAUUGCCCGUCUAAAAAACGCCCGGUCCGCGAGUCUGCGGGAGAAACUCAACAAUCUAACUCACCAGACGACGUUAGGAAUCGACGGCCAGGAGUUCGCUGACUCGGAAGCCGAUGCUACAGACGAGAUUCAGCCAGAGCCGAUUAAACGGCCGUUCGCCACCAAACAAGGGGGCGAAAACACAGGCACGAAGGCGCGGCCGCAGCAGCUCAACUAUGCAGGGCAAGAGUUGGAGAUCCCCACGGUCUGCGUCGAUGAAGACGGUAAUGGAACUCGCGUUGCCAUGGAAAGCUACGGCCUGGAGCCAGACUACGAUCCCUACGUUGUUUUCCCUGGAGCCCCUUUCGAAACAGGCCACCUCGAGAUAGACACCCUUCUGCAGAUGGACGAGUCCUACAUGUCUAGCGAUCAAGUUUCGCCAUCAGACGAUUGGACGCACAGCUCCGAGGGUGACUACUUUUACACUGACGGACAAGGGAACGUCUACCCGAUCGAGAAGCAGGAGAACUCGGAAGGCGAUCAUUCAAUCGACUGGCCGUCAGCCUCACAACUUGUCGACUCUGACGGCUACAGCCAGCAGCAUGAUGAGGACCUCGAAGAACUCUGGGAUCAAGCUGCAAACCAAGCAUAUAUUAUGUCUUAUGAAGAUGGGUUCCCUGUUUCGGGAGUUCACACCCGCCCGAACGAUGCCAUAAACCAACCAUUCUUGCCACCAUAUCCCGACGAUACACCGCACGACAAUUGGGCUUGGGAAUAAGCUCGACCAAGCCCUUAAUUGCCCAGAAGAUUCAGGCGGCCAUCGUCUACAAUCCAGGCUGAAAGCCCCCUUCGACCGACCCUUUCGAUAACCCUCCAGCCCAUAACGCGUCGUGUUCGGGGGCCGGGUUACCUGCACCCGCGCCGAAGUUCAAGGCUCACAAGAGAAGGAUUUUGGUGAGAGUUUCGAUUCCUUCCCGUGUUUCCCUAGCACCUCAUCCUCUCGCGGAAUCGGUCCUUGAGUCCCCAGAUUCCGUGUCGUCCGUUUGAACACUUCGAUCGAGAAAGCGCCCUAGGAAAUGAUCACCGCCGUUCCCGGCCUUGAAGGUCGACCCCUCAUUUCUUUGGCGCCGGCUUCUUCUUUUCCUUCUUCUUCUUUUGUUCUGGCUUUAACGUGGCGAAGUGGAUGUACC
Molecule: messenger RNA, 1933 nt
Organism: Chaetomium fimeti
Lineage: Eukaryota; Fungi; Ascomycota; Sordariomycetes; Sordariales; Chaetomiaceae
Exons: 4
Source: RefSeq, a predicted model, not a curated record